Cimex lectularius (bed bug) is the source of this 4544-nucleotide messenger RNA. RefSeq lists its product as uncharacterized. Gene Ontology annotation, molecular function: ATP binding; tau-protein kinase activity; protein serine/threonine kinase activity. The transcript is spliced from 5 exons. Bases 163 to 4440 code for a protein of 1425 amino acids. NCBI's taxonomy places the organism in Eukaryota, Metazoa, Arthropoda, Insecta, Hemiptera, Cimicidae. Gene Ontology annotation, biological process: microtubule cytoskeleton organization; protein phosphorylation; intracellular signal transduction. Gene Ontology annotation, cellular component: cytoplasm. The record is from RefSeq and is a predicted model, not a curated record.
ACAUUUUUUUAAAACUUAACAUUCAAAAUUUUCAGUGUUGACACAACCAAUUAUGACUUUCAAAUUUCCAUACUUCACACACUAGAUUUGCCUCAAAUUUCUACUAAUUAUACUAUGAACCAGAUAACACUAUAAAGUAACAAAAGAUAUAAACAAAUAAAUAUGUCAUCAAAUAAAGGUACUCACAGGCAUUUUGUCAACACAAAAAACAUACAAUAUAGAAGGAGUAAUGAAAAUUCACAAGGAGGUGAAAAGGGUGGUCACAUUACAUCAUAUAGAAAGGAUUACGAUAAAGGAAACAAAGACCAGAGACAUAUACACCCACUUGUGCCUAAUAAAGAAGACUAUGAUGGACAAAAGAAAAUGGUUUUCAUAGGUAAAUUACAUUUACUAAAUAAAUAUCAUCUUGUUGAAGCAACUCGAGAACCUUCUAACCGCUUCCCAAAAAUGUCAAUUAAAUGUGAUAAACCUAUUAAACAAGCCAGAGGUGGUCGCAAUGUUUCAAAGGAAAAGGAUUCUAAAGAGAAGUCACCAGAUGUUAAUACCUCUCCGAACAGUCGUCCUCCAGUUGUAAAUGAAUCUAAUCAAACAGAACAAUUAUCAGACGUUACAAGUAAAAAGAAUCCUCAAGAAACAGAUCAUGUGCCAAUCCCAGAAAAAACACCUCAGAAAAAAGACAAUGGGGAAACAUCGGAAGCAGUCGCUACAAAUUUGCAUAACAACGUAAAUGUGAGUAAUGAAGAAACACCGUGUUCUUCAGGGUUGCAAGCAGUGCCAAAGAAAUCGAACGAUCAAGCGAAUCCAGAACAGGCUACUGAAAAAAAAUAUGAAAAUGGAAAUGAAUCGCCUAAACGUGUAACCUAUUUAAAAAACAAGAAGCUCCCUCAACCGAAAUUUCUUCCAACAGGUUCACUGAAUUUACCAGGAUAUGGAAAAUGUAAAAUUAAAAGAUGUCCAACUCCUAUUCCGAUGGACGUCAUUCCUUUAUCUGGCUUAGCUGAUGAAGCAUACAAACCAAUGACUUUAAGGAAAAGCCAAAUGAAAAACACUGAUUCAUUUGGGGUACAAGGGAAUUCUCCUAGCCUCUCACCUCCUACAGUAGCCAGCAACGCACACAGUUCUUUUGUACAUAGCUAUUGCAGAUUCAAAAACCCUUCAUUCAUAGCAAGCAAGAAGUACAAAAUACCAAGUGAAGUAUUAGAACCGUUAUGCCAUUCAAAACUUAAAUUUCUUAAAGAUGAAGAUUCGAUAAGUCCUGUUGUAAAACCGUUUCCUAAUACAAAUACAAGAAACCCUGAUGAUAUAGCGAAAGAGAUGGAUUCUUUACCAAAGGAAAUGUUAAAAGAAAGUUGCAACUCGAAGAUAGCAUUCAUGGUGAAUAUAAACAAUAGUGUAGAAGCACCUCCGAUUCCUCAUCUUAAUGAAAAUGUAAAUCCAUCGUCAAGACGGGAAACAUUUUAUACACUAAAUGCGACUCUGAAAUCUGUAAACACCAUGACUCCAUUGAGGAGUGCUGAUAUAGUCAAUAACAUCAUAAAAUCGCUGUCACACACAAAUGUAAUGUAUUCUAAAGUUCUGCCGAGUAAAAAUGACAUUACAAUGAUGGAAACAAAGUUGCAGAGACAGUGUGAUUACCUGGGCAAAACAGUGACAAAAGACAAUGGCACUGAAGAUGUUUUAAAUAAUUGUAGGACUAAUGAAGCAAUGGGCACUCAGCAUGUAUGUUGUGAGCAACACGGCGCAGGGAUAAAAAAAACUAUCGAACCAAAAAUAAAUCCUUUUCAACCAAAUACUGCUGCUGCUAACAACAUACUUGAGGCCCUUUUGAAAACCAAUAUUACAUCAGACAACAAAAAACCCAAUUUGACUUCUAGUAAAAGUGACUCUUCAUUACCCAAGUUGAGAGAUUAUUAUGAAUCCGAAUCGCCCACCAAGGCAUUAAAUAUACAAAAAGUGGAAAGUAGAUGUUUACUAAAUAACUGUGGACCUAAAACAUGUUGUUCACAUAAUCCAUUAGAAGAACCAAGUGCUAUAUUUUAUGAUCUGUAUCAAGGGGCAUAUAAAAGAUCACCUGAGGCAAGUGUAAUAGAGUUCUCCCAGAUGCCUGUUAAAUCUCCCAACUUGAAACCAAAUCCACCACUGGAAAAUGUUAUCCCAAUUCAAGAACUGCAAAAUUCAGGUCGUGUUUUUGACACAUUUCCUUCAACUUCGAGUAACCACAAUUUCCUACAGUGGCCGAACGUUGGUCAUUGUGCGGUACCUUCAUGGAUACCUUUUAGAAUGUCUCCAGCAAACGUGACCGACGAUCCAGCAGUCAACUGUCCAACUUCGUCCAAUCAAAGAUCCGUGUCAGAAACUUAUGUUAAUAAAGAGCAUAUGCUAUUGCUGUCAGCCUUAGGACCAUAUGUUGAUCAAGAGGCAAUUCAAGGAAAUGCAGUUUUGGGGCCACAUGGGUUUUAUCUUGGAAAAAUAAUAGGGAGAGGUGCUUUCUCAAUUGUUAGGGUCGCUGUUUCAAAGAAGCACAAUUUUCAAAGAGUCGCUGUGAAAAUUAUUGCAAAAUUUCAAGCACCAGACGAAUUGAUAAAAAAGUUUCUUCCUCGAGAAAUCUGUGUAGUAAAGGCUUUGACACACAAAAACAUUAUUCGGUUUUUAGCCACGAUUGAAAGCACACACAGAGUAUAUCUGGUCAUGGAACUAGCUGAAGCCGGUAAUUUAUUACAAUUUUUGCGAAGACAUGGAAGAGUGACUGAAUUAAGAGCAAAAGCCUGGUUCCAGGAACUAACAUCAGCAGUACAUUAUUGCCAUCAGAAUGGUGUCGUACACAGGGAUAUCAAAUGUGAGAACAUUUUAUUUGACUUAACCGGAUGCGUCAAACUAUCUGAUUUUGGAUUCGCUAAGACUGGGAUAUUUGAAGUGAAUGGAAUUGCGCCAACCAGUCAUACAUUUUGUGGAAGUUAUGCGUAUGCCUCACCAGAAAUUCUACGCUUAUCCACAUACCAGCCUCUGUUAGCAGAUGUAUGGUCAAUGGGUGUUGUCCUAUGGGCCAUGGUUUAUGGCAAGCUUCCUUUUGAUAGUUCCAGUUAUUCAAAAUUACUUAAGCAAGUGGAAACUCCAAUAGUAUUUCCUCAAACUCCUUCGAUUUCUAAAGAAUUACAAUCCUUAGUCAAACAAAUUUUUGUACCUGAAGCGACAAGAUUAAACAUACAAGGAGUCGCUUCUGAUCCAUGGCUUGUUAAUUUGAAAGUAGAAACAAAAGUGGUUGAAAAUACUGCCAGCCCACUUCAAACCAAACUUCCAACAGCUAGCGACAAACCGAAACCUGCAAAUUCCGGGCAAAUGCCAGCCCAAAGUCCCAGUCGGAAAGUUAUAAGUCCUGUAAAAGAACUUCCACCAGUCAGUAAUGCCAAACGUGUUGUAGUGUCUCGGAAAAUUUCUACUGAAAAUAAUAACAAAUCAGUGCCUAUUCAUCAUACUAAAAUAAUUGGUUCUAAGCCUGCAUCAAACGUUAAAAAAGUUUGCUUAGGAAGAGUCAAUGGGAGACCUGUACUUGCGAAUGUACCAUCGGAUCAUAACAGUUCAGUAAGCUCAGCGCUAAAUUCAGAAGGCACAGAAAUAUCUCUUGAUUCAUUUCCUUCUGUGAUAUUAGCAAAUGGUGCUAAUUACUCUCCUUUUCCAACACCUAUGAGGUUUGUGACGGGAAGAAAACACAAGUCUGUUCCAACUCGUAUAAAAUCUCCAAAACCGGGAUGCAGCUUCAACAAGGUUUUCAUGUCAAAAUCGCCAACAGCAAAAGCCUCGACAAAAUAUAAACAGUAUCCUUCAUCACCAUUGAUGCCUAUAGAACCUGUAGCACCAACUGUAACAGAAUCGAUUAAAGCAGGAAAAAAAAUGUACUCAAGAGAUCCAUCCCAAAGCCCUACUUCCUCUCCAACAGCAAAAUUCACCGGUUAUCCAGCAGAUGUUGCAGAGCUCAAGCCUUCUUCAAGAGGAUCGCAGAAAAAAAAUCGUCCUAAAAAAGAUGCACGUUCACCAUUAGUGCAUAUACCGUAUCCUGUAAUAAUACCAGAGCAAAAGAUUGCAAAAAAAGCAAGUAAACAGACGUUGCCUGUUGUCAAAGUACCAAAGGGACUGGCUAAAAAGUCUUGCAGGCGAUCUGUAUCUCCAGCUAGAGGGAAAUCGACUGGUGAGAAUGCAUUAAAUAAACCGGACAUUGCAGUCAGACCAGUAAAUGAAGGACCUAAUCAAGUCGCUCUGCACAAAGAGUCAAAAUUUAUCGCGAUACCUAGUUAUCAUCGGCACUGGUAUAAAAUCAAAGCCCCUGUAAACCAAGCAUUGUUGCACCAACCGAAUCAAGCCGACCUCUCGGAGCAAACUGGACAACUUGAUCUUGGAGUAUGUGUUCGCACGUUAUUGCCUCACCUUGUUAAGCCAAAAGUAUGAUGUCACCAUACAUGAGGUCUUUUGUUUUUUUUUCUGCUUUUACACUGACUCUUGCAAUUUUCACAUAGUACACAAUAGCAAUAAUAAAUUAUUUUGAUACUUAA